AUGUCUCUGAAAAGUGCAAAGGGAGGACCAGACAGUAGACCAUCCUCUGCUGCCAGCUCAAAGUCUUCCUCAGACCGGGGGAAGGACUCUGUUGAGGAGGAGGGACGUCGGCACAGUAAAAGGAGCCUCAGCAACAGCUCAGCGGUGGCCGCUGCCUACAUCUCCUACCUCAAUAAACUCUUUGGACAGGAGAGAGAGCUGAUGCCAGAGGAGUUAGAUGAGCUCCAGGAGGCCUUUAAGGAAUUUGACUACGAUGCGGAUGGCUUCAUCCAUUACAAAGACAUCGCAGACUGCAUGAGGACCAUGGGCUACAUGCCUACAGAGAUGGAGCUCAUCGAGAUCAUCCAGCAAAUCAAGAUGAAAUGGGGUGGUCAUGUAGACUUUGAUGAUUUCUGUGAGUUAAUGGGGCCGAGGAUGCUGGCUGAGACAGCUCAUAUGGUCGGGCUGAAGGAGCUCCGCUGCGCCUUCAAACAGUUCGACUGUGACGGUGAUGGAAAGAUCACGCUUGAUGAGCUGAAGGAGGGCAUGAAGACCCUCCUGGGGGAGAAGCUGAAGAAAGGCGAGUUGGAGGAGAUCCUCAGCGACAUUGACCUCAACAAGGACGGCAACAUCGACUUUGAUGAGUUUGUUAUGAUGCUUUCUGCACGAUGACCUCUGAUGGAAGAAGAUGGAUCAUACAGCGCCGGAUUCAUACGGACCAACUCAUAAGCACUGCCUGCUGUUAUUGUUCUUUCUCUGUGACAUUAUCGAAAUGUCUGAUUGUAAAACAAAACAUGAUUGAGUCAGAGAGAUCUGUUCCUGUUUUUAUAAUAAAAGUUGAGGUUGAGGAAGUGCAGAGGGUAAAGGGUGAGUUAUGAAACAUUUAACUGUAUGUGGCAACAAUGCUGCACUGUCGCCCCCCUGUGGUGACAAAGUGUACAGACUCUUUAGGUCUCUAAAAUGAGACUCGAUUAAUUUUCUUUACCAUCUGAUUACAUUUUAACAACAGCUAGUGGAGGACUGUAGUAUCCUAUAUUUCAACUUAUUUGCACAUAAAUGGGUUA
Messenger RNA from Epinephelus moara (kelp grouper), 1043 nucleotides. RefSeq names its product calcium binding protein 4 (gene cabp4). The record is from RefSeq and is a predicted model, not a curated record. The coding region runs from base 1 to 651 and encodes 216 amino acids. The transcript has 7 exons. Lineage: Eukaryota; Metazoa; Chordata; Actinopteri; Perciformes; Serranidae. Gene Ontology annotation, molecular function: calcium ion binding.